This is a messenger RNA of Linum tenue, 1661 nucleotides long. NCBI's taxonomy places the organism in Eukaryota, Viridiplantae, Streptophyta, Magnoliopsida, Malpighiales, Linaceae. The record is from the annotation of a GenBank genome assembly.
CGGCACGGCACCGUUUCGCCUCCGCUGUGGAUUUCGCGAAACUUUUCGAAUCAUAGGGCGGUUGGCCCGAUUCAGAUAGGAAGAAAACGAAACGAUGCAACCUUUUUCCCUUUUCCUUUCUCGGCAGCCAAGCACCCAAUUCCCAGAACGAAAAACCCUAAUUCGACGCUUCCCCGAUUGAUUCCGAUUUGAAUCGAAUCCCUUAAGUUAUUUGUUCAUCGCGAGAUAGGUAGUUUUCGAUUUGUGUGAAAUCGUUGUUCUGUUUGUGGGUAAAUUUUAGGGAUUAGAUCUUUUUGCUGCAUGAUCGGGACGAAGGGAUUGGAGGUAGGAUUAGAUUAGAGGUGGAAAGGGGGAAUAGCGAGAGAGAUAGGAAGAAGAGAGAAGAGAGGAUUCGAUCAGAAACUAUGUCUGCGAUAGUGUGCGGGAAGAGAUCCUUCUUCGAAGAGUUGAAUGUGACAAGCCCGCCUGUUAACAAGAGAAUCCGUUGUUCUUCGUCUUCCCCUGUCCGUUUCUCGCCUCCGAGACCCAGCCCAGCCAGCAGCUUCUCCACCCCGCCGCGGGCCCCUGUCGUCAGCUCGGCUUCUGCGCAUUUGGUCGAACAGCUCGCCGCUAUUUUCCCUGAGAUGGACAAGGAGCUUCUUGAGAGAGCACUUGCCGAAUGUGGGGAGGAUUUGGAUUCAGCCAUAAGGAGCUUGAACGAGCUUCGUUUGGGAUCGGCUGAUAAGAAUUUAGAUUCUGAUGGUGGGAAAUGUGAUGGACUCCUUGAUGCUAAUGGCAAUGUUCAAGGUGUUGAGCCAACCAAUGCUUCAGUUCCCCCAGCUGAGGAUCCUUCAAUUCCAACACAUGUUCAAAUGGACGGUGCAGAGUGGGUUGAGCUGUUUGUUAGAGAAAUGACUAGUGCUUCCAACAUGGAUGAUGCCAAAGCACGGGCAUCAAGAGCACUGGAAGCUCUCGAGAAAUCAAUCUAUGCACGUGCAGGUGCAGAAGCAGUGAAAAACUUUCAAUUGGAAAACCUAAAGUUGAAGGAGCAAGUCCAAUUACUCAUACACGAGAACACCAUUCUGAAGCGAGCUGUAACAAUUCAACAUGAGCGGCAGAAAGAGUUUGAUGACAGGAACCAGGAACUGCAGCACUUGAAGCAACUGGUGGCUCAAUAUCAGGACCAAUUGAGAACCUUGGAGGUGAACAAUUAUGCAUUGACGAUGCACCUGAAGCAGGCUCAGCAAAGCAGCUCGAUCCCCGGGCGGUUCCAUCCCGAUGUCUUCUAAUUGAGCAUACAAACAACUUUGCUGAAGCAUACAUAAUAUCUAAACAGACAUUCCCCCCCGAUGCUCUGCAAGUAUGUUUUUAUAGUUUGGUGUUUGUCUUGCACAGAUUUCAGUUCUUACUUUGAUUCUUUUCCUAAAAGGUUGGCCAAGAUUGAAACUUGGAAGGCCUAUCAGUUAUCAAAAGCCUCUGGGAUGUGCUUAGGGGUGUGUAGCUCAUUUCCGUCUGUACUUUGGUUUACAAUUAUAGUUUUUUGAAGUGUGUUGAAUCAUAUAAACUUCAGACAUAUUAUUAGUUUCUUAUUUGAAUAAUAUCAUAAACCCUAAUCGGUUUAUUUUACACAAGGUCUUAGAUUUACCUAAUAUGUUGACUUGCCCUGAUCUGUAUUUCGAGCC